GUUCAAACAUUUCAUAUAUUUCAAUGGGCUAAUUAACAACUUAAACUCUUUCAUGGUUUAAAACGCUAUACAAGCGUGAAGUAUCGCUCUUUUUUUUGUGGAGAGCAAAAGUUUGAUCGGUGUGAUCCCUGGUGGUCCUCCCUCGCCAAUGGUCAUAAUGUCACUGCUGUCUUCUUGUGACAUGUCCGUAUCGCUUAGUGUGCUUUUGACGGCCAGUGCAGUAUUUUCAACAGUGUCAUCUCAGACACAAUAUUGGUUCCGACCCGUGAAUUCCACAGCUAGAUUCCAAGACGAGCCCGACAACCAUGAGAAAGCCGAGGGUAAUCUUCAGUGGAAAGAAACAAAGGACAGACUAAUGCAGUCCCUUGAGAACAGCCAAUCUGCUCAGAUGCGCGAUUUUCUCGGUAACAUCAGUGACUUCGUUAGGGAUCUUGAACAAACCUACUUUAAACUUGGUGUUAGCCCACGAAAUACAAGACGUCUUCACAAAGCUCUGCGCAAAGCCCGCAACAAAGAACCGGUGAAUGUACUCAUCAUAGGCGGGUCUAACAGUGCGGGUGGCGGAAUAGACCGGCGAGAGGGGAACCUAGAGAGCACCUAUUACGGCGUAUUCACUCGAUGGUGGAGAGAGACUAUGACUCCGAUUACAGGCUCAGAGCUCAUCGUGUAUAAUAUCGCGAUUGGUGGUACAGGGGCUGCCCUUUUUGCAUUUUGUUUUGACGCGUUCAUCCCUGUGAAUCAGAGCAUUGAUAUAGUUCUUGUUGAGCUGGCGCCGAACUACGAGUUACCAGGCAAAGCAAAGCCGCUUGAGCAGUUAACACGACGACUGCUUACCUAUUAUUCAAUUCCGGAGGUCUUGUACGUUAAUGCUGUUGGAAUGGAUAGAAAAUCGAACCCAAGAUGCGAGAACCUUGAAGAUUUCGGACAAACAGAAUUAGCGGAUUAUUACCAGAUAACUUCGUUUAGCUUAAAAAAUAUCAUAUGUCCGAUGGUCGGCGGACAGAGGGUCGAGAAUUUGGACAUAGCCUCUAAGAUGACGAGCAAAGACGGGAAUCAUAUAUCGAUAAAAGCGCAUGCGUAUUUAGGGAGACUGCUGAUUAAUCACAUCCGAGAAGUGUUCUUGGCGCAGAUAGGGGGUAACUAUGUGCUUAGCGCUGGGGUGGGUCUACCCGAACCGUUAUUUCUGCUAAAUCCCCUGGAAGUUAUCACAAAUCCUCAGUGCUCGACAAGUGUGACACCAAACUACCUCCAGAAUUUUUACCACAGAACUCUCAAUAUCCAACUCUUGUCAUUCCGAGACUUCACGUUUUAUGUCAAACCAUACGUCAAUUUCUGGGCGAAAAAAGGGUAUCGGCCAAUUGAUAGAAUGGAUAAACAGCGUGGCUGGCUAGGGCGUGUCCCGGGGGCGUACCUCAAGUAUGGGGUUGUAGUGCCCCCCUGUAGACCCAAAAUAAAUCAGAUCCAAUCGAGAUCGAUUGGUGUUAUAGUACAUAAUGAAAGUGAAAGGGGGGGUAAAGGGUUAGUUUAUCUGGAUCAGAAAAGACAUCAGGGGAUCGUGGUUGAUGCCAAAACGUAUCGAGGAACAAACGAUGUUUAUACGAUCGCUACCCGAGUUCCCCCCGGAUAUCACACGAUUACCGUCGAGGUGUUAUCGGAAGGUAUGUUGCUGAUAACUGGGGUUGUCGUAGGGCCCCCAGAUUUCUGCUGCAAGUUUCUGUGAUAUGACGGAAACAAUUAUCGCUCACUGGUGGACAUGACAGAUCUAAUAAGGCGGAAAAUUUCUCUAAGUACUUAGUGAGUAAUAUCAAACAAAAUAUCAAGUGCGACUUUUUUUAAAUUGAUGCGACUUUUUGUAAAGUGUCAUUGAAAUUUGAGCUUUUCGUCCU
Molecule: messenger RNA, 1886 nt
Organism: Nematostella vectensis (starlet sea anemone)
Lineage: Eukaryota; Metazoa; Cnidaria; Anthozoa; Actiniaria; Edwardsiidae
Exons: 1
Coding region: 149-1720 (523 amino acids)
Source: RefSeq, a predicted model, not a curated record